AUGGAGACUUCUUCAUCAUCUCUGAAAAAAGUGGAUUCUAAAAAGUCUAACAAGAGGCCAAUUAUGAUUGACGAAAGUGGAGACGAAAGCAGUGCCGAAGAAGAUGAAGAAGCCUCUUCUCAAUAUUCAAGUAAGAGAAAGAAGAGGAAGGAUGUGGAGGAAAUCAAAUCAUUCAUCAUUGAUUCGAAAAAGAAAGGACCUAAUGAUCAAACUUGGAAACAAAUAGUUGGAUUGGAAUCAGUCAUUGAAUGUAUAAGGGAGGCAACAAUUCUUCCUCAGAAAUUUCCUCAAUUAUUUGUUGGGGAGAGAAGACCUUGGAGAGCAAUUCUUCUCUAUACCUUAUUGGCAUCCACAUUAGCAAGUGAAUCUGAGGCAACAUUUUUCAGUGUAUCAAGUGCUGAUCUUCUUUCGAAAUGGGUUGGACAAUCAGAGAAGAAAAUUAAACAAUUAUUCGAAUUUGCAGCAUCCAGAAAGCCUUCAAUUAUUUUCAUUGAUGAAAUAGAUAGCUUGUGCUCUGCCAGAAAUGACACUGACAGUGAAACUUCAAGGAGAAUCAAAACAGAAUUCCUCGUACAGAUGCAAGGCAUAGGAUCUAGAGAUGGUGUUACAGUCAUUGGUGCAACAAACUUGCCUUGGGAUAUUGACUCUGCUAUAAGGAGAAGAUUUGAGAAGAGAAUAUAUGUUCCUCUACCAACUCAAGAAUCAAGAAGAGAAAUUAUCAAACACAACCUUAGAAAUACUCCAAACUCGCUCAUUGAGGAGAAUUUUCAAAAGAUUGCUGAGCUAACAGACGGCUAUUCAGGGUCUGACCUUUCUGUUGUCAUACGACAGGCCAUUAUGGAACCAUUGAGAAAGUGUCAACAAGCCACUCAUUUUAGAUUAAUAUCUGGAUACUCUCCAAUAACUGGAAUCGAGCGCAAUGACUUGUUAGAACCCGUGUUUGAAAAUAUUGAGCAGUUUGAUACAGUUCAAAUAUCCUUGUACGAUAUUUCACCUGAAAAGCUAUUACCACCCUUAGUAUCAUUCGAAGACUUUGAAAAGGCAUUGAACAUUAUUCACCCAACGCUAUCAAGGGAAGAUGUUGCAAAGUAUCAAGAAUUUUCCAAAAUAUUCUAA
Messenger RNA from Naegleria gruberi, 1116 nucleotides. RefSeq lists its product as uncharacterized. Gene Ontology annotation, molecular function: ATP hydrolysis activity; ATP binding. Bases 1 to 1116 code for a protein of 371 amino acids. The transcript is spliced from 2 exons. Gene Ontology annotation, biological process: vacuole organization; endosomal transport. Lineage: Eukaryota; Heterolobosea; Eutetramitea; Acrasida; Naegleriidae. The record is from RefSeq and is a predicted model, not a curated record.